AUGUCUGUCAAGUCUGGUCAGUUCAACUGCGACGCCGUCACGCGCGAAUGCCCAGUCGGCUUUUCGAAGAUUACCGAGGGAACGACGGCAGUGCUGGAGCCACCUCCAAAUAAGAAGACAAGUGUCUCUUCAGCUGCGCCUGCUGCUGCUGCUCCUUUAAACCUCAGCGACGAGGAAGCAGACGGCCAGCAAGGGAGCCAGGCUGUCUUCUACAACCCCGCCCAAGUGGUGAACCGAGACUUGAGCAUCAGCGUCAUCGAACUCUUCUCGCGGCUGCGGCUGGCGGAGCCGCGGCGUCGAGGUGGCACGAAGGAGGGGAUCACCAUCCUUGAGGCCCUCAGCGCUACCGGACUCCGGGCAAUUCGCUACUACAAGGAAAUCACGAACGUGCGCUACAUCAUCGCCAACGACAUGGACGCGGACGCGGUGGACUGCAUCGUCCGCAACUGCGCAUACAACGGAGUCCCAGUCCAGUACCCGACCUUGAAGGAGAACAUGCCGUCUACCGCGAUCGAACUCUACGCUGAUGAGACGGAGGCGGGGAAGGGUGAGCUGAAAAGUAAUGUCUCACCAAGAGUCGGGGUGUGCGCCGGCGGCGCCAUCUUGCCAAACCUUGACGACGCCAACGAUCUCAUGUUCCGGCUGGCGAUGGACAGCAGCGCGCACCCGGGAAAGCGCGUCUGCCUUGUCGACACACCCGCGGAGGCUUCGUCAGGGCCGUUGCUGCGUCCGCUGCUGCAACAGGAGCUGAUGGAUGUGGUCGACCUCGAUCCAUACGGCUCCGCCUCACCCUUCCUCGACGGCGCCUUUCGCUGUAUCAAGGAAGGUGGACUGAUGCUGGUGACGAGCACCGAUAGUGCCAUCCUAUGCGGCAACUUCGCCGAUACCGCCCAUGCCAAGUACAGCUCUAUGCCCUACAAGGCGUCCCACUGUCACGAGGCCGCGGUGCGCACGCUGCUCGCCUGCGUCGAGCGGGUGGCCAACCGCCAAAAAAAGUACAUCGUGCCGCUGCUGUCACUCCACAUUGACUUCUAUGUCCGCUGCUUCUUCCGCGUCUACAGACAGCCAGCCGAGGUAAAACUUAGCGCCUGCAAGCUUGGGUAUCAGCUGCAGUGCUCGAGCUGCUCAGCGUUCUGGGUGCGACCGAUGGCGACAGUGCGGCAGCCCCGACCGUCGCGACAGGCGCGCCGCCGGCAGAAGCACGAGAUGAACAAUCGGCAGGGGCGCGCCGGCGAAAAGCCUGCCAACGGGGACGUAGAGCAGCAGAACGAGGACGAGACAGCAGAGAGCGCGACGGUAGCGCCACAGGAGCAUCACCAUUCCCGCCAUGGGGCGAAGCGCGUGCGUGACGACGAAGACAAUGAUGAGGCCGCGUCGCACAAGGACAACGGCGUUCGUAAGGAGGUGUACCCCACCUCGCCAAGUCGGCAUACCAAUCCCAAGAUCACACCACUCACACUCCAACAGAUGCUGAACCUCGCAGCUGCAACCGUGUCCACCGCCUCCGCGCCGUCAAGGACAGCAGCAAGUGCGUGCCUGGUGUGCGGCAGCAACAUCGUGCUCUCCGGCCCCCUCUAUGCAGCUCCCACGCAGAAUCGUGAGUUCCUCGAGCAGCUGCUCGCGCUGGUCGAGGAGCGCGCCAGAGAGGGACGACUGAACGCGGUGGCGCGCAUCACCGGCCUGAUCCGCACCGCCCUCGAAGAGCUCCCGGAGUGCCCUCUCUUCCACUUGCUGCCCGACGUCGCGUCCUAUGUGAGGGUGCGCUGCCCACCAACGCCGUGCAUUGUCGGUGCGCUGGCGCGACUUGGGUAUCGCUGCAGUCAGGUGCACUGCGCCGCUGCAGGGCUCAAGACGGAUUGCCCACCGGAGGUACUGUACCGGGUGAUGCUGCAGUGGAAGGCAGUGCAGGACGCGCUGGGUCUAGUCGGCGAAGCCGCGGUCGAGGACAGUGGUGACAACACCGAGAAGAAGUCCCCGGCAGCUUCAACCGCACCUCGACCGCUGUUGGUGGCCCCACUGACUGAAGCGGACUUCACGUACGAUAAGGAUCACGACUUCCGUGGUCGUGUAAUCGGUGUGGCCAAGUUCGUGCCGAACGCACCGGGCUGGGGACCGCGCCGACGUCACCAAGGAGCAGCCGCAGUUCCGGAAGCGGUGGAAUGCCACAAGGACAGUGGCACAGACAACCGCAACGGCGAGGCGUGA
This is a messenger RNA of Leishmania braziliensis MHOM/BR/75/M2904, 2205 nucleotides long. Its product is annotated as putative N(2), N(2)-dimethylguanosine tRNA methyltransferase. Lineage: Eukaryota; Euglenozoa; Kinetoplastea; Trypanosomatida; Trypanosomatidae. Gene Ontology annotation, molecular function: RNA binding. The record is from RefSeq and is a predicted model, not a curated record. Gene Ontology annotation, cellular component: nucleus. The transcript has a single exon. Bases 1 to 2205 code for a protein of 734 amino acids. Gene Ontology annotation, biological process: tRNA N2-guanine methylation.